Messenger RNA from Leptinotarsa decemlineata (Colorado potato beetle), 4659 nucleotides. RefSeq names its product leucine rich repeat containing G protein-coupled receptor chaoptin (gene chp). Gene Ontology annotation, molecular function: protein binding. The record is from RefSeq and is a predicted model, not a curated record. Gene Ontology annotation, cellular component: extracellular matrix. NCBI's taxonomy places the organism in Eukaryota, Metazoa, Arthropoda, Insecta, Coleoptera, Chrysomelidae.
AUUUCGCAAUGAAUAUCCAGGAAACGAUGUGACACAGAAACAAUUUGAAACCAAUACACUGAAGGAAUAAAGAAUGAAUUUAAUCUCAUUAGAGGAAACCUGAAAUUCGUUACGUACAUAAUAAGGAUUCAUCACCUACUUCGGUAACAUGUUCAGUUUGCUGUUCACGUCACAGGAGACAGGUAUUGAGGAAAGUGUGGAAAUAAGUUCGAUUGUGUCGUAGUGUACGUUUUUGCUUUAUGGUAAUUUGGAAAUGGAUCACCUACAGAUUAUGAAAUUUGGAUAUGCCAUAGUGAUAGGAGCUUUCAUUCUCAUGAUGUGGAUUUCCAUGUUAGAAUCCAAAGAAAUCGAAUCCGUUCACUACCCGCCGUGUUUCUUCAAUCCUCUGUGUAGUUGUUCGAAGUCCGUGCCGGAUUUGGGUAUCGUCAGGUGCCAAGAUGUUCAUUUGCCAAGAAUUCCAGAAACUGUGAACAUUUCCAAAGUUUUCAUGCUACAUCUAGAGAAUAACAAAUUGAGAACACUGGAGCCUUUUUUUCUUCAAAGUACAGGUCUGUAUAAAAUUAUAAUAAGUGAAAACCCGCUUACUACAAUACCUGAUGAGGCGCUCAUGGGUUUAGAGAGAUCUCUCUGGGAAUUGGAAAUAAGUCAUUGUGAUCUCACAGCAGUUCCUAACAGGGCAAUAAGAUAUUUACAGAAGUUGAGACUUCUAGAUUUGACAGGAAAUGACAUCAACAAAAUUUCUCCUGAGAAUUGGAGAGGAAUUGAGAACUCUUUGGAAGUGCUUAUACUGGCGGAAAAUUCAAUAAACUCCAUCCCAACAGAUUCUUUUUCUGGCUUACCAAAUCUGGAAACGAUAGAUCUCAGAGGCAACAAUUUGAGGGAAAUCGACCCAUCAGUAUUCAGGGAUGGAAUGGGCAGGUUGGCACAUCUCUUACUGAGCGACAAUCAAUUGAGCGCCAUUCCUUAUCAAGCACUACAACCACUCAGAAUUCUAAAAACACUCGAUCUGAGCUACAAUAGAAUAAACAAGAUGAUGCCCGCUACAGAUCCUGGUGUAAACAUAGCCUUCAAUUUCCAACUGAACCUGGACACUUUGAGAUUGGACUACAAUCAGCUGACUAUCCUUGAACCAGUUUCGUUCCAGUAUUUUAGUGUGUUGAACAGAACGUACCUUGAUGGAAAUCCGUUAGCUACCCUGGAAGAAAACGCUUUUAGACAGGCAAACAUCAGAGAGUUGUACAUGAGAAGUUGCGGUUUGACUGAGAUUUCUCCUGCUGCAUUCGGUGGUUUGGACAACUAUCUGGAAAUACUAGACCUGUCUGGAAAUAACAUAUCUUUGCUUCCCCAAGCUAUUUUCCAUCGUUUUGCCUUGUUACGUACUCUAUCCCUGCAAGACAAUAUUGUGACAAGGUUGAAUCCAAUUGAGGCUUUCAAUGGUUUCCAGUUCACCCUGUACAAAUUAGAUUUGAGUGGAACUCAGAACGAACCUGUUUCGCUUCAGGAUUUGAGAAGGUUGAGAAGUUUACGAACUCUUUCCCUCUCAAGAUUAUCACAACCGGAAUUAUCACCUGAAAAUUUUCUGGAAUUUGGUAUAGACUUGGAGGAGCUUCAAAUCAAUUUGGCAAACCUGCAAACCAUUAAGAAUAAUGCUUUCAAAUACAUCCACGCCUUGAAAUCACUCGACUUAUCUGAUAACUCCAUUAAUACUAUCGAAAAUAAUGCAUUUACUGAUAUAAGUCAUUCAUUGACUCAAUUGAAACUAGCCCAUGCUUUAUCUUCUUCGAUGUCAAAUGUACCAACAGAUGCAAUUAAAACUUUGACAAGUCUGAGAGAACUCGAUUUGAGUAACAACAAACUCAAAACAAUGCCCGAUACCUCUUUUCACUUUCUUCAUGAUCUGAGGAAGCUGGAACUUCAAGAUAAUAUCAUCGAAAUCAUUCAUAAAGGUACUUUUCAGGGGGACAUACAUGCAAAUCUUGAGGAAAUCUAUUUUUCGUUCAACAACAUCCGGGCAAUAAGCCAACAUUCCUUUGUCCAUCUUCCGAAUUUGGAGCAGCUUCAUCUAGAUGACAAUAAGAUCGAAUCUUUGGAAAGACGUUCAUUUAUGAACCUAGCACAUAUUAAGCGACUCAAUUUGAAGGGAAAUAAAAUCACCAAGAUAUCUUACGAAGCCUUUCAAAACCUCCCCGAACUAGAAGACCUAGAUAUAUCCUACAACGAGUUGAAUACUUUCGAUUUUACGAUGUUCGAUCAAGUAGGAACUUUGUCCAUAUUCAGCGUCAACGUGAGUUAUAAUAAGUUGAAGGAUCUCCUGGUGAAUGUGCCGAUGAGUUUUGAAUCUAGUGCAGGUCUUGGUAGUGUACAUUCGAAUAUCAAAAUAUUAGAUUUGUCUCACAACAACAUAUCGUCCAUAUCUAAGCAGUUCUUCAGACCAGUAGAUCUUUCUCUGACACAUCUAUAUUUAUCGCAUAACCAUAUUUUGAAUGCAACCAAAGAUGUUUUCGGAAAUUUAAGACAUUUACAGUGGUUGGACAUAUCUCACAAUGGAAUGUAUGAAAUGGAUUUUGAUAUGUUCAGGAAUACUAGGAAACUGCAGGUACUAAUUGCUUCCCACAAUCACAUUGCAGACGUGCCAAGUGACCUGUUUCGCUUUCUGACCUACCUUAGACUGGUAGAUCUAUCUCACAAUAGGUUACGUUCUCUUCCGGAUAACUUGUUUAGAGAAGAAGGGUUGGAGAGGUUGGACAUAUCUCACAAUUUGCUUAGUAAAUUACCACUUAGUAGUAUGUCGGUUGCCACAGCGAUGACUGUAUGUGAACUCGAUUUAUCUUGGAAUAGCAUUUCCUCUUUGUCACAUGGUGGAUUAUUAACUAGAUUCAAGAGGCUAAACUUUCUGGAUUUGUCAUACAAUCGACUGGCUCAAAUUGAUGCUGGUACAUUCAAGAGCUUACCUAGGCUAACGAGUCUGGAUUUGAGUCACAAUAGUCAAUUGACUCUUGAACAAAAUGGGUUGAGCUUUCAAGGACUGGAGUACUCUCUGCUGCAUUUAAAAUUGGAUAAUGUAUCUCUGACGAUGGUACCUACAUUACCGACGCCCAAUUUGGUAUCUCUAUCCCUAGCAUACAAUUCGCUACCGACUGUACCUCCAGAAAUGGCAACCAAUAUGACGAAUUUACAAAGUCUAAACUUGAAUUUCAAUGAUUUGACCGCUGUGCCCAUCGUAACACAUUCUUUGAUGGAGUUACGGUAUCUCUAUAUGGUGGCUAAUCCGAUAACUUUCCUGAGUAAUACUAGUUUAUUGGGUGUCGCAGAUCAUCUGGUUGAGCUAGACAUAAGGAAUGUGGAAUUGAAUUCUUUAGAGUCAGGAGCUUUUUGUAAAAUGUAUUCUCUUAGGAUACUCAAGUUGAAUUAUUACCAAAACAUGAAGAAUUUCAACAUCCCCACUAUACUUCAGUUCGUCUCUGGUUUGAGAAAUUUGGAGAUACAUGUAGAAUCUCCAACUGACAACAAUUUGGAUAAGGAAAUGGCAGGCGAGCUGCCGCCAAAGUUGAGAAAUAUUACGUUCACAGGGAAGGGUCUCAAAAGAUUAGGAUCGAAUGUUUUACAGGGUGUGAGAAGUCCAAUUCUGCAUUUCGGUGUACAUAAUACCAGCUUGAUGAAAAUCGUGUAUGUUGUAUUCGAAAAUAUUGGUUAUGCCAGAAAUUUAACCGUUGAUGUUAGAGGAAAUUCGCUACAGAAUUUGUUGAAUCCUUCCACAGGAACGAAGCCAAAUUUAUAUAAAAAAGUUUUUCUACAGGAACUGAGGAUAUCAGAAAAUAAAUGGUCAUGCGAUUGCGAUUUAGGGUGGAUUGAAUUUUGGUUAAGAAAACGUCGUCAGUAUAUAUGUGAAGACAGUCCAAGCAUACCAUCUUCAGUGAGAGACCCAGAAUAUACAUGUAGACACGCAGAUGACGACCUAAGGACUGCGAAAUGUCAGAACAGGAAUAAUGUUUCAGUCAUCGAAGUCCUCAAAACAGAUAUUGAAUGUGGAUGGAGCUCUGCAGUGGCAUUAGUUUCUUCUUCUUUGUGUUUCGUGGUUUCGAUCGCUUUGUUGAUGGGAUUUGUGUGAAACUAGGAUGAAACUCUCUUGGAUUCGCGAAGAGAAUAUUGUGAAGAUCACAUUCUAGUGUACUGACUUAAUUUGAAGAUAUCUUGUCUGGUGGUUCUUUUCGAACACAUUUGGUUAGCAAAUGAGUGAGUUUGUAUUUAUUUCAUGUAUCAUCCUUGAUUUUAAUCAUGCGUAUAAUUAGGAAGUGAAUUUUUUACCUUUAUGAUAGUGGUGUUUGCUGCUGAUUAUAUUGAUUUUUCAAUGUGUCAUUUAGUAUGUAUUUAGUAUAGGAGGGAUACUUGAACCUCAUCGCCAAAUUCCCAAUUUUUUUGCAACUGUAUUAUAUACAUAACUUAUAUCAAACAAAUACUCAAUUGUGAUUGGAAAACAUGAUACAUUCCUUAUCAAUUAUUCUAUUGUGAACAUUCUUUUCAAAUUUUUUCAUUUUCUGGUGUUAAAAAUUUAUAUGAUUCAAUGUAUCCUAAGAUAUUAUAAUGGUGAUUCUAGAUCAUAGUUUACUUUGUUCCCUGUAAUUAAAAAUGAUUAAAAAUAUCAAACAUUCGUAUUGUUGA